CCAGCAGCCUCUGGGGGAGCACCCAGCGGCUUGUUCCGGGGCUGGGUGCUGGAGGUGCCCGGAUCCUCCCGGCACCCUUCUGGGUGUCUGGUGCCCCACAGUUUCCCCCUAGGUGCUGUGGAGCCCCCCCGGCAGCGAUGGAGCUCCCCUGGCUGAAGCUCCUGGCCCAGCCCUGCCGCCUCCUGCUCCACGCGCUGGCCUCUGGCCCCUCCGGGAUGCUGGCCGCCCUCCGCGUGCUGCAGCGGGUCCAGACCCGUGAGGAACCCAGGGGGUUCCCCUGGCAAGGCUUCACGGCCGCCCUGUGCAUGGAGGAGCCCACGCUGGAGGGGCCGGAGGAGGCCCUGGCUGUCAAACCACGGCUGCUGCUGCUCCCUGUCGUGUGCCAGAGAAACCUCUUCUCCCUGCUGCAGGCGGUGGCAGCGGUGGUGCCAGCGGACUGUGUCCGCCAGCUGCUGCGGGCUGCGAGGGGGGACCCCAGCCCGGACCCCUGGGUGCAGGCACUGGGGGACCUGCUGCAGCGGGGGCUGCGGGGCGAGGAGAGCUCCCCUCCGCCCCCUGCCCUGACGGCCGCCUGCCGGCAGCAGCUCAGGUGCCUGUGCCGAAAAAUCGCCCAGAGCAAACCAGAGGGGCGAAGAAAACUGAACUGGUGCUCCAGCGAGCAGCUUGGUGCCGCAGGGGACGCGGCUGGCUCCGUGCUCCCAGGUGGGAAGCGCAAAAAAGUGUCCGAGGAGAGUCUGGAGCUGGAUGAAGAGAGAGGAGGGAAGAGGGUGCUGCUGGAGGAGGUGGUGUUUGACCUGCCGGGAAGCCAGGAUGGAGAAGAUGAAGCAGGGGUGGAAGAGAUGCCUGGGGAGACUGCGGGGGACAGAUCUGCUCAGAGCAUGGCUGGGGCGGCUCCUGAAAGCUCCCAGCAGGAUGCAGCUGGGGAGCCUGGCAGGGUUUCUCAGACAGAGGUGGCAGCUGAGGUCCAGUCCUUUAUCCAGAUGCACGGACCAAGGCUGAAAAUGCUGCUGCUGCAAGAGUCCAAUUGCUCAGAGCUGAGCAUCCCACCCGAGCUGCGUGUCCUCAGCAACUGCUCUGCUAGCCAGCUCGAGGGGUUGUGCUCCUUCCUCCAGCUUUCCACGUGCCCAGAGCAGCUUCUGGUGCGGUUCUGCAGCUGGCUGCUGGCUCUCACACCCGACCUCAGCUACGCCAGCGCAGCCAUCCUGGCUGAGCAGCUCUUCCUCAAGCGAGUCCUGUCCCUCUCGCAGCCGCCCUCCCGCCACCUCAUGGCUGCCCUCACCUCGUUCUGCUCCAAGUACUCCCAGCCUUUCUGUCAGGUCCUGGUGGCUCCAGUCCUACAGGAGCCAGGGGAAGGUGCUGAACAGACCAAGCUGGUGUGUGAGCUUGUGGAGGAGUGCCUGGAGCCUGACUAUGUGAGACUUGUGUUGAGCCAGGUCCUGGAGGUUCCUCUGUCGGAGAGGCUGCUGCCGGUGGUGCUGGCCGUGCUGGGGAGGCAGGAGGCGCUGCCCCCUGAGCUCUUCGACCUCCUGGUGCUGAUGCUGUGCCGGCAGGCCCCGGCCUUCGCCACGUCUCUGAGUUAUGCCAAGCUGGUGACGGCUGUGCUCACCAUGUACCAAAGUCACACCAGCCCACCGGAGCCGCCUGGCAGCUGCUCUGGAUGGGAGCAAUGCGGCCCUGAAGAAAUCUCUGCAGGCCAUGCUGGAAGGAGUGCCUGCCAGGUGAGCACCGAGGGAGCUGCUGAUGGUUUCCUCGGAUGGAGGAUGCUUGCAUGUCGCUCACCAGCAUGCCAGGAACCCAAUGAGUGGCUCAAAAAGCAGGGGGAGGCUGCAGGUGUGCCUCUGCCCGGGGCUUUGUGUGGUGCUGUGCGUUCAGCUGGCCUGCUGCAGGCUGGGGAGCAGCAGGCAGAGCCGGCCGGGCUCCCCGCGUCUCCGGAUGAAGGGAGGAUGAGCAGUCCCCAGGGGCACCCGGACGGGGUCGUGGCCGGGAGCGAGCAGAGCGUGGAGCGUGUCAGCGAGGAGCCGGGCAAGGACAGGCAGGAGCUGGCCGUGCGCACCAGGGACAGUGACGGGACCGAGGAAGAUGCAGAAACCCUGGAGGAGCCGCUGCUGAGCUUCCCCGGUGAGCUCUCGGUGCUGGAGAGACUGGGCCUGCAGAGCGUGGCUCUGACGGAGCAGGACGUGGAGGCAGCCUUUGCCCACCUUGCCCUGGCUUUUCGCUGCGACGUCUUCACCCUGCGGCAACGGGUGCAGGUGGAGAAGCGGGCACGGGACGCGGCGGAGGAAAAUAUCCAGGAGGAGCUGGGGCAGUGCCGGGCUGCCCUGGAGAGGCUGGGCGCAUCCUGCGCGGACGCGGGCUGCAAGGAGACGCUGGAGCAGCUGCAGCACAGCCUGGCCGUGCUGGCGGCCGCCGUGGAGCGGGCAACGAGUGCUGCGGAGAAGCUGGGGGCCGUUCAUCAGGAGGCCCGGAUGAGCCGAGCGGCGGAGGUGAUGGUCCAGCACGUGGAGAACCUGAAGCGGCACCACCUGCGGGAGCACGCCGAGCUGGAGGAGAUGAAGCGCCUGAUCCAGCAAAACUCCCGCAACCGGCAGCUGGCCGAGACCCAGGAUGACGCGGAGCCACGGCUGAGGCCUCACCCCCUGAUGCGAUCCUUCCAGCAGGCGUCUGCCCGUCGCAGAGUCAGCAUCGCCGUCAUCCCCAAGCAGCUCUUGCCAGGUGCCAGCACGGACGGCCGAGCCUCCCCCGCCAGCGAGCCGGAGGGGCCCCAGCACCCGGCCAGCACCCAGAGGAGCGAGCUGGAGCCACUGGGCCAGGGCAGCGCCGUGAGCGGGGAGCCAGCGGCUGGGGCAGACGGCAAGGACACGAGCGCAGGGGGCGAGGAGCCAGAGCAGCUCGGGCUGAUGUCCAAGGGGUCCCCGGCGGAGCUGUGGCGGCCGUGGCUCUUCCUCCCGCAGCACUACUGGGUUUUGUUCUGGCUGCUCCUCCUGAGCGUCGCCUUCCUCCUCCUCCUCCGCGUCCUGGAGCUGCAGCGGCUGCAGCCCGCGCCAUCGCCCAAGGCCUAG
Molecule: messenger RNA, 3059 nt
Organism: Cygnus atratus (black swan)
Lineage: Eukaryota; Metazoa; Chordata; Aves; Anseriformes; Anatidae
Gene: FANCE
Product: FA complementation group E
Exons: 24
Coding region: 138-3059 (973 amino acids)
Biological process (GO): interstrand cross-link repair
Cellular component (GO): Fanconi anaemia nuclear complex
Source: RefSeq, a predicted model, not a curated record